Cladocopium goreaui is the source of this 6006-nucleotide messenger RNA. The record is from the annotation of a GenBank genome assembly. NCBI's taxonomy places the organism in Eukaryota, Dinophyceae, Suessiales, Symbiodiniaceae.
AUGGACGCCAUUGAGGAAGCGAAGGCCGAUUUUCUGGAGGCUGGAGCGGAUGUGCAGCACGCGGAUGUCAUGGCCGCCUUCCUGCAGUGGGAUCGAAACGGAGAUGGGGUCAUUGACAAGAACGAGCUUUUGGCGGUUUUCAGUGGCCUUGGAUUGCAAAUUGGCAAUGACGAACUGGCAUCCAUGUUUCAAGCGGCUGACAUCAGCCACGAUGAUACCAUCGACUACUCGGAGUUUCUGCAGUGGGUCUUCAAGUCGGCCCAUUGGCAGAUCCGGAACCAAUUCCUCCAGACAGGGGUCUCAUGGCAUGGCGUCCACAAAGGACGCAACGCGCAGAUCAUGGAGGAUCGGCUCACAGUGAAGCGGCUGCCUGGAAGCAAAGAAUUCCAGGGGUUCCCCGAAGGAGAUGCCAUCGUGGUCUCCUCCGGAGCAGCGCGGGAGUUCAGGUUCCUCUUGGUGGACAACGAUGGCGUCUUCCGCUGCGGUGGCUUCGAGGCUGGCUUCAGCACGAUGCCGGCGGACGAGUUGCCUCAAGACCUGCACCAAGUGGCUCGGGAGCUGCCGAUGUGCUACGUCUCGGAUGCAAAGGGUCAGUUCUUUGUGGAUGGCGUGGCCGAAAGUGGCGCCACGAGCUGGAAACAUCACUUGGUCCAUAGCGGCACGGUGGUGGAUUUGAAGUGCAAGAACGGAGCCUUCCAAGUGCUGCUCGAUGGAAAGAUGGUUGCCGAUUGGAAGCUCGUUGUGCCCGAUGAGAUGGACCUGUAUCCCUUGGUGCCACGAGAGGCCACCUCUGGAUCCCACAGGUCAGUGUACGGAACCACACUGGAGAUCAAACUCCUUCCGCCGGAGGUUGGCAUCGGUGAAACCAUUGCUGCAGAUACCAACUCAGAAGAGGAUAAACCCAUGGGUUGGGGGAUCUUCUUCGUCUACAUGGGUUGCGGAGUAGCAACCCUGUCCUUCCUCUACUACUUCUACAAGGCCCGAUACAGUUUCCAUCAGACAGAGAUCUUGAUCGUGGAUGCUUUCCGACGGCUUCCUCUGUACUGGCCCCCGGCUCCUCGCGCCGGGGAGAUCAACUCGCGGACGGAUGCAGAAGGCUUGCCAGAAGAGAUCAAGCUGGCCUUUUGCGAAUGGUUUGUGGUCACGGAUUUGGAGGAAGCCAAAGGUGUGACGCGAGAUGAUGUUCUUGAACUCAUGCACGAUCUGGGCUACAGCGAUAAGGCUCAGCCAGCCAAGGACUUUCUCUUCCGAGGCGAAGGUCACAUCGAGGAGAAGCGUCGCUUGACUUGCGUGGCCUUGCAGGAGUCUUUGACGCUUCUGUGCGCUCUUCGCGCUGAUGCUCAAAAAAAACUGAGCCAGGAGCCGAAGGAGGGUGAAGAUCCGCCCUUGGUUCCCAAGUCCGAUGCGGACGCUCUGGAACUCCUGCGGCGGAAGUUCAGGAGAUCAGCCUCUGUUCUCAACAGUGCUGAGCAGUUGAGACAAGCCACAGCAGGUGUGCCCGUCAAGACCUCAGCGAUGACCAAGGGUUGGGCAUUUGGCCCAUUCCAGAAAGGAGCUUCUGCGGCAUGUGAAGCCCUUAGAAACAGGGUGUGCCAUGUGCUGGUAAUGGUCAAAGAAUGGCUGCAAGAGGCGGAUUUGCAGAUUGAAUUGGAUGGUCUUGGUGCAAAAAACAUCGGUCGGUCGCCAUUCCUGGUGGUAACUGCGGAGCGCAAGACCUUGGAACUGGAAGCGGAACGCCUGGGAUAUAUCAAGUGCCACCGGGCGCUGAAGCCGCAUGUGAAAGAUCAGGGCUAUGGGAAGGUGGAAUUCGAGCGGCAGCCGGAGGAGUGGGUGAAGUGUUACAAUGACUAUGAGAGUGCUGACUUCUGGUUGCCCUGUGAGCGCAUCCAGCUCUUGCGGCAGCGCAUGGAUGGAGUGCCAGCGCCCAGGGAGAAGAUGAAGAGUUUGAAGAUGCAGCACAGCACCGCCCUGGCGGUGGCGGAUCGCCUGCUUCCUGCCCUGCGGAUUGCGGGCCUCGUUGACUGCAUGGUCCCCUUGGAUGAGGAUUUCGGAGUGGAGCGCCGCCAAAUGUGGAAGGAUCCGAUCCGCAACGGCGAGACGUGGGAUUUUUCAAGCGACGGUAGUGUGAGCAUUUCCUCCAGCAGAUUGGAGAAGUUCAUGAAAGCUGAGAUUGACUACUUUGCGCAAAAAGCUCCACAGCCAGUGAGGCUGGAUCAGAUCAUCAAGGCUUCGACGCCGGAAGAGGUGGCGAGUUUGAUCCACGACAAGCUCCCGGGGCAUUUUGCCACGCGGAUCAAGCAUCUAGAGGCGUUACCUCGCUGGGCAGACGUGCCAGAGAUUCAAGACGUCCAUAAGAUCUUGUCGAAAUCCUUCAGGAGCCUGCGAUUGGUCGAGAGAGGGCACGACCUGAAGGAAGUCACUGAAGUCAUCGCAGAUCUGCGCCGGAGGCACAAGAAGGUGGUGCCUUUGCUGGGUGAUGCCAUUGCACAACUCAGACAUGACGAUUUGAUCGAUGAGAGUUUUGCCAACAAAUGGCUUGACACGUUCCUGUUGGCGAGGAUCAGUACAGAGAUGCUGACCCUCCAUUUCAUGGAGAUGCAGGAAUGUUAUUUGGAACAUCGGGGCGGCGACACGUCGGUUUGCACUGGAAUCGUGGAUCGGAAAUGUGAUCCAGUGGCCAUUUGCCAACUGGCUGUUGACAACGUGAAAGGCCUCAGAUGUGACGAUGAUUUGGGUGAAUAUGGUGAGGUCGACUUUAUCGUAGAAGACUAUCCGUGCACAGCAUCUCAAGGCAAGAUCCAGUUCUCCUUCUUGCCCCGAUAUUUGCUGCUUUUAACGGAAGAGUUGCUGAAGAACAGCGCCUAUGCCACCCUGCUGAAUCGCGGCGACGAUCCCAGAGGCUUGGAUCAUUUUCCAGUGACGCUCACGGUGGGCUCCAAUAAUCAACAGGUGGUGAUCAAGAUUUCUGAUAGAGGCGGUGGAAUUUCAGAGGUCUCCGCAGAAAAGCUGUGGUCAUACUCCUGGUCCCGACGUCUCGGUGGUUUUGUGAAACCCAUGAACCAAUUGGCUUCAUUUGACGACCCCUUGGAGGGCUUAAAGCAGCAACGGUUGGGCAUGGGACUUCCAUUGUGUCGUCUUUACACCAAAUAUCUUGGUGGAUCUUUGCAGCUGAUGUCUGUCCCCGGCGCAGGCGUUGACACCUACUUGGUGCUUUCCAGAAUUGAUCCGGAAAGCAUUACUCCCACCUGUGAGUCGUUGGCUGCCAGACAACAGCUUUGCACGAUCACCGAUCCGAGACGUCACCCUGACCGGACGCGCACCAUGCGUGAGAACCCUGAGAGCUUAAAGGGAAGCUUCAGAAAAGGCGGCCAGCGAAUACAUUGGGACUCCAUGUGGAUGAUCCGGACUUCUCCGGAUCGAAUCCAGCGCUACUUCGGUGCUGAAGUCGCCUUGUAUUUUGCCUGGCUGAACCACUUCACUCUCUGGCUCUUGGCUCCUGCAGUGGUCGGGUUGCUGUGCUUCCUCCGUAUGCGCAUGUGUGGAUUUACCGUUGAUGAUGAUCCGUAUUUGCCUUUCUAUUCCCUCUUCGUGAUCUUUUGGGGCGUGGCCUUCCUUCGCAGCUGGGAUCGGCAUUGCUCCGAAGCGGCGUGGAGAUGGAACGUGCAUGGCGUGGAGUACAGGCCAGAUGAGCACCGUUCAGAGUUUGUGGGGGAGCUUCGUACCAGUCGAGUCACAGGAUUGCCAGAGAGGUAUUAUCCUGAGAGCAAACGCCUGUCUGCAUAUGUCCUUUCCGUCCUAGUCACUGCGGUCAUGCUUGGGAUCUCGUUUUGCGUCAUGAUUUGCUCGUUGAACCUCCAGGGAUACAUGGAAGAGUCGGUCACCUCCUUUGAACAGGUCUUCUACAUCGCUCCUCUCGCUCGACUGGCGGAUCGUGGGGCCCUCUUCGACCCAAAUCAGACGGAGUACUUUGGCUUGAUUGCCUUUGGCCCCGUGGCAUUGCAUGUUUUGGCAAUCAUGAACCUCAACAAGUUUUAUGGCUUCGUGGCAGAAUGGCUCACCAACAAUGAGAACCACGAGCGCUUGGAACAUCAUCGGAGCUCUUUGAUGGCCAAGAGAUUUCUCUUUGAAGCCUUCGACUGCUACAUUUCUCUAUUCUACGUGGGCUUCGUUCAGCAGGACAUCCGAAAGUUGCCCCACGAAUUGCUCUGUCUCUAUGGAGUGGACAGCCUGCGGCGAGUCUUUAUGGAAAGCAUCCUACCCUUGGUCCUUGAGCAAAUCAGCAAGCGGAAGGCCUUGUCGAAGGCUGCAGAACUCAAAAGGCCCGAAGGCCUGGCGGAAGUUGCCACAUGUGAUGCCGAUGGCAGCUGCGAUGUCAAGAGAACGAAACGGGAUAGCGGCGUGGUGCUGUUGCAGGGGGUGAAGAAGCACGGCAAGACUCAAGGUGGAGAACUUCAGCUGGACGAGCAAUGCGCCGCAGAGGGCGAAGAUCCGUAUGACCCGCAGUACUCCUCCGCCGCAAAGUUUCCGCGCGACUGCUGUGCGGGGACCAGGCGCUGUGGGCCCUUCUACCAGGCGAGCUGGGGUGGCUGGUCCUACGAGUGCCGUGCGGAUUGCAGCCGUCGAACGGAGCCGGACGACUGUGGCUGUGUACCACCCAAAGGCACCACGGUGUGCAGUGCGGAGGCUGGUCCAGCACGAGACAACGAUGUUCGGGCUCCUCGAGAGUGUCGUGACCGUACCUCCACCACGGGGGUCACAGAGAGCACCACUUCAACAGAGAGCACCACCACCACUUCAACAGAGAGCACCACCACGGGGCCCACCACGUCGUUCACAGGAGGUACUGGUCCUACUCCGACUCAUUUGAACAUCAUGUCUUGGAACGUCUUCUUCGGGAACAGUCGCUUCAAUGCCAUGAGCGACAUGUUGAAGGGGCACGAGAUCGACAUCGCCAACCUUCAGGAAACCAACAACAAGUUGAACGACAUCGCAGAGGCCUCCGGCUACACCUCCAUCAACACUUGGAGACAAAAACAUGAUUGGUGUGGAUAUAACUUUCACAACUCGGACUGGGGUCAUGCGUGGUCCAAAGAGCUGACAGUUCCUGGGAACCGCGGGGUUUGCGGCGCCAUGAUCUUCAAGGGCAACGCCAAGUUGUGCGUCUGGGGCCUGCACCCCAUCCAGCAGGGCAACAACGUGAAAUUUGCCAAGGAGUCGGUGCGCAUUGCGGCGGAGGAAAUGAAGGUCUGCUCGGAGACCUACAAUGCUCCAUCGAUUUUCCUGGGUGAUUUCAAUACCUUGGAUUGGAGAGGUGUGCGCCGUGAACUCAACGAACGCACCGGUUGGGAGUGGGACUUGGCAGCCAAGCAUGACAUCGACUUCAUCUUCAUCCAGCCGCCUGGCUUGGCAAGGACUGGUCCCUUGAAAGUGGGAGAGGUUGAGUCCUCGGAGAUCGUGGGCGAUGGCAGCUGUUGGCCUGGCUUCCCUCCCCACAACGGCAUCUCCAGAGAGUGUGGCUAUGCGGAUCACUCGCUCUUGUACACUACCCAGACAAACCUCCCUUUGUCAGGUGGACGGAAUCCGAUACUUCGACGAAAGAUGACAGCGAAAGGACUAGCAGGGUCCGAACAAGCGCACUUCCUGGAGGCUUUGGAAGUCUUGGACCAGCCUCAUUAUGAGCAGUUUGACGACUUUCUCGAAAUGGUGAUCGAGUUUGGCUAUGUCACCCUGUUCGCCUCCGCCUUCCCAUUGGCAGCGGCUAUGUCGGUGGUCAGCAACUUGGUUGAACUGAAGUCGGACACCUUUAAGCUGACGCGAGUCUAUCAACGACCCAUGUCCCGGCGGAUGAAUUCCAUUGGAAUCUGGCGACAAGUGCUGCACUUCAUCGCAGCCAUUUCCAUUGUCACCAACGUCAUGAUUUUCGUGAUGAGUGAGCAACUGGCCUCCUGGGUACCCUCUUUGUACCGCGAAGCGAGUCUGGAAGAUGUGCAGCAAGGACGGCGGUGA